Messenger RNA from Engraulis encrasicolus (European anchovy), 2917 nucleotides. RefSeq lists its product as uncharacterized. Gene Ontology annotation, biological process: immune response; cell surface receptor signaling pathway; cellular response to lipopolysaccharide. The record is from RefSeq and is a predicted model, not a curated record. The coding region runs from base 689 to 1690 and encodes 333 amino acids. Gene Ontology annotation, cellular component: external side of plasma membrane. The transcript has 7 exons. Lineage: Eukaryota; Metazoa; Chordata; Actinopteri; Clupeiformes; Engraulidae.
UGACCUAAACAGAACAAGAAAGAGAAAGUAGGUGGGGCUGGGGCAGGGCAGGCAGACGUCGCACAUUCACACCACACAUCUUUGAGAAAUCAUACUUCACAACUCUUUGGGAGAGCAUACUUCAUUCAGUACAAGAUGUGAGAACAAGAAUACAAGAGGACAUGGCCACGACAAUUCAGGUGAGCACCGAUUUAUUUUCAUAAAUCAACAACUAGUCUACCGAUAGGCUACCUAUACGAAUUUACGCACGCUUCCUCAAGUUAAUCAGCCUAUCCAAAAUCUCGCAUGUUGCUUGGUUGUGUUGUUGUCCUUCCCUUUUCAGUUUGUUGCAUGACAGAUUUAUAACGUUAUACAUUACUGUAAGGAAACCCAGAAAAUAGCAAGUGGUGACGGUGAUUGGUGUUUUAUCCCUGCCAUUUUCUGCCUGACAAAAUAAAACUCACGUGGGUUGUCUGCGCAACUUCUAUGUGACAGACAGUUGGGAUUACGAGUAUGUAGCAGUUCAGUGAGAGCUUUUGGCUGUGUCUUUAUCUUACAGCCUAUUUUGAUUAAAGCUACGCUAAAUAGUACACAACUGCAGCCUUAUCGACCGAAACUAUCAAACGUAAGGAAAAUCUAUUGAUUUCAGCAGCGAGGUUUUCCCCUUCUUUCUCAUGUGAGUUGGGCGAGAGAGAGAAAAAUAUGACAGAUGACUGAUGACAGUUGUGCGCGCGGGCAAUUUCAUUGUUGUGCGGAAUCGUUUUCCCAAUUCACAUGCUCUGUUAUUUUCUGUUUUCAGAUAUGUGCCAGCUUCAUUAUAUUGUCCGUUGUUAUGACAUCAGUGGACAUGCAACGAUGUGAAGGUAAUGAGAAACCAUGGAAGGUUGUCCCAGCUGAUGUUGGAGGCAGAGUGCACCUUCACUGUGAGGUGCACGGCUUGUGCAAAUACUUGUACUGGCAAAGGGGAUUGACGGAAGGGAACGCAGAAGAAACAUUUGUUAACGGCUUUAGCACAGAGGAGGAAUUGACUAUUCCAGAUGAGUUCAAGAACCGCUCCAGGGUAAAUGAGACCACCAGAAGUCUGGACCUUUGGAAUCUGAAGCCCUCGGACUUGGCAUAUUACGCGUGCAUAUGCAUCAAACAGGGCCAAAAUGCGUCAUCCUACUGCUUAAAUGUGACAGCCAGCUUCUCGAAGCCAUCCCUGACGUCCCAGCUCCGUGACGACGGCCUGGUGGAGGUGACAUGUGGGUCCGGCGGGGGCUACCCUCUGCGUCGCAUCCGGUGGCAGGAGUCCAUUGGCCUUAACGGCUCCCGCGAUUGGGAGGCGACCAACCAGUCAGAGUGGCAGGACCCUGUCAGCGAGCUGUGGGAUGUGGAUAGCACGAUCGUCAUGAACUGCACACAGCCUCUCAAGGUCUCCUGCUCAGUGGGGAACACCACGUCGGACUAUCUCGAGAUCUGUAGACCGUCACUCUUGUUACUGUUGCCCUUUCCUCCUCAUGUGCUCAUUGCCAUUGGAGUGGUGGCGUUGUUGGUGCUUGGGAUCGUAGUCUUCGGUGUUGUAAAACUCCUCAAGAGGUGUCGCCGCCCUAGCAGAAGACAAGCUGAUGGGGAAGCGGACGAGUCAAGCGGGGAGUCGUUGCGGACCACUCCAGAGCUUCCAAGUUCAGAAGAGGAGAUGAGCUUGAAUCCUCUGACUCCCCAGAGAUAAUAACUUUGAAGCAUUUGUUGCGUGGCCCAGAAGACAUUGGCUCACGAUUCCCAAGACCUCAGGUCUUGUACAUACACCGACAGACAUAGGCUACAGUGUAUACGACAUGUCUAUGCAUAUGCCCCGGGCUCUAAAUUAACACCAGCCAACCGGACAAAUGCUGGUGAAUUUUCAGUUUGGCUGGUAGAAAACACAAACUUACUAGCUACUUUGACCCAUUAGUGAGUGUAUGUGUGGCUAGUGAAAUAGCAUCUACUAGCCAUUUUGGCUGGUGAUGAAAAUAGUUAAUUUAGAGACCUGCAUAUGCUACAUGAAGAUGGAAACACUUCCCCCUGGUGGUGAGAAAUAGGCUUGUUUUCUGUGGACCCUUCUCAGUGCACCAGAGGCGAGCACAGACAUUUUGUGGGUAUAGGUGCUGAAAGGGGGGUAGCAGGGGGCAUGUGGAACUUCCGGCUGCCUUACUAGGCUAUAGAGGCUAUUAUAUUAUAUCGGGGCAUUAUUGUCACAUGCUUUUGUUCGUAAAGCAUUUGUAGAUUAUUAUGUCAUCAUGGACCACAGUAUAUUGUGACAAAAAAACUGUCAAAAAACUUUCAAAAAGGGCAUUUUUUUGUCCAGCACUGCAAAGGAAGAGGUAUUUGUGCCGCACCUUUGCAGUGCACUGAGUCCAUGCAUGGAUGCACUCCUUGGCCUUUGCCCUGCCCUCCCUGAGAGGUGGGGUGGAGUAUGAAGGUCUCUAUGCCCCCAUGCACAAGGUCCGCACUUUGGCAGAAGACGUUUGCCCUGGCUGCUGUAUGGUUAUGAAAGAGGAUGCACUGAGUGGACAAUACUGUGAAACUGAGUCUGAAAAAUGUCUCUUUUAAGUUAACUUUUUAAAAAAUGCUGUGUGUUCAUCAUGAAUUUUCAUGUUGUCAUUAAAUUAUCUCACAUGUGCCUUGUUACAUAAGUAAUAUUUUGAUACAAAAAGUAAUAUAUAAAAUGUGGACUCAGUGAGUCGUGCAAAAAGGCAUAAAGUGUAAAGCAUGGCUUAUUACCUGUACUUUUAUCCUGUGUAUUUAUUCAGGAGUCUAAGAAAGUUCUCAGUGGACAUGUGUUGAUCCUAGUUGGUUCUAUCUUUAUAUUUUUCUGCUUUAUAUUUUUGUAUCCAGAAAUAAUGUUUUAUUUACAAUAAAUUAUUGUAUACUGUGACUUUUAUUGAAUGUGUACAGUGUAUAAUGUGUAUCUAUGCAU